AUUAGCUCGGGAACAGUUAUCAAAGCAAUUUCACUAUGAUUUCGGAUUGAGAUCUCUUAAUUCGGUUCUUCGUAUGGCGGGUGUCGUAAAAAGAGAAAUGCCAGACGCACCAGAAGCUGUUGUUCUCAUGCGAGUUCUACGUGAUAUGAAUUUUCCGAAAUUCAUUUUUGAAGAUGUUCCAUUAUUUCUUGGGUUGAUUAAAGAUUUGUUUCCUGGUGUUGAAUGCCCACGGAUUGCCUAUCCUGAUUUAAAUGAAACCGCUAAACGUGUUUUACACAACGAUGGAUAUAUUUUUAAAAAUGAGCAGGUUGACAAGGUAAUUCAGCUGUAUGAAACAAUGUUAACGAGGCAUUGUACAAUGAUUGUUGGACCAUCUGGUGGCAGUAAAAGUGUCAUCUUAAAUACAUUGGUUAAAUCUCAAACCGCAAUGGGUUUGCCCACUAAAUGUGUCAUUUUAAAUCCGAAGGCAUGUUCCGUAAUCGAAUUGUAUGGUCAUCUGGAUGCGACAACAAGAGAUUGGAUUGAUGGAUUGUUCUCGAAUAUUUUUCGUGAAAUGAAUAAGGUAACAGCUGAAGAAAAUGUACGACGGUAUAUUUGCUUUGACGGUGAUGUUGACGCACUAUGGAUAGAAAACAUGAAUUCAGUAAUGGAUGAUAACAAGCUGCUGACAUUAGCCAAUGGCGAAAGAAUUCGCUUAUCACCAGAAUGUGCAUUGCUUUUCGAAGUUGGUGAUUUAGCUUUUGCAUCUCCAGCUACAGUUUCACGCGCCGGCAUGGUUUAUGUCGAUCCAAAAAAUUUGGGUUAUCAACCUUAUUGGCAACGUUGGUUACUUUCACGUCCUGAACGUGAACGCGAAAAGAUUAAUGAACUUUAUGAGCGCCUCAUACCCGAAACAUUAGCUUUUAUUAUUGAAGGAAUCGAUGGUUCUAUGCAAUUGGAGCCACUCGAAAUGAUUGUAAUACAAACUGACUUGAAUAUGGUUGUACAGCUGUGCAUAAUGUUAGAUUCUAUGUUGCCGCACACGGAAAACGAUAAAAUCAUAUAUGAUGAUGAAGUGCUUGAAUGUGCAUUCAUACAGUGCAUGUAUUUUUCACUUGGAGCAUCGUUGAUGGACGAUAGUCGAAAACGGUUCGAUGCCUUCAUGAAAAAAUUGAAUCCACUUAUGGCUGUGCAGGAUACUCACGAGAGGCCUGCAAAUACUACACAAUGUCCAACCGCAAAAUCAACGUUAUAUGAAUACUUCUUCGAUAUUGAACGCAAAGAAUGGAUAGCAUGGGAUUGGAUUGUGCCAGAAUACAUUCACAAUUCUCAUUCACAUUUUAACGAUAUUUUGGUACCAACUGUUGAUACUGUGAGAACUGAAUGGACACUUAAUCAAAUGAAUAAGGUAGAAAUCACAUUUGAAAACCGUAUAUAG
Chironomus riparius is the source of this 1417-nucleotide messenger RNA. The record is from the annotation of a GenBank genome assembly. NCBI's taxonomy places the organism in Eukaryota, Metazoa, Arthropoda, Insecta, Diptera, Chironomidae.